UAAUUUAUUAGUGAAAGACUUUCAUGUACCAAUUGAACUAUUGUCGUGUGACCCGUAACUAUAGGGAAACCAACAAAGUUGUCGAUGUUCUCGCUUAUUAUAGUGACAAUGGUAGUCCAAGAAUUCAUCUCCAUGCUUCUCCCUCCUCAAAGAUACAAGCGACUGCUUGUAAAACAACGUUCUUCUCAAACCGGGGAAAAUUCCGCCUGGUUUCUCAGAUCAACAGCACUCUCGGCUUAGAUCCCAAACCCGCCGUCAACUCCGCCAUGGCGCCGCCGUCAGAAUCCUUCGAUCCUUUCAACCAAGAACCUGUUGUGAGGAAGAAGAACAACGGAGCCCCAAUCAAGUUCCUUCUUCCUCUCAUAUAUGCCCCUGUUCUUCCUCUAAUUCGUAUAGCGUUGCGGCAUAAACCAGUUGUGAGGGAUCGUUUGUUUUUUGCUGUGUUGGCUGGGGCAUUUGCUCAUGGUUCCUAUCUGGUAUACAACAGAUCACUGGCCUAAGUUGCACCAGACAGCCAGCCCCAAAGCUGGAGAAAAAUGACAGCUGUGUUAGACAGUUGGAAGCCAAAUAAAUACUUGUCAAAUCUUCAUGACAUGGAUCAAUGAUGUUUCACUAGACAUGAUUUAUGAUAGAACAUUAUAACGUUGUUUAAUUCAUUUAGGCUUCGUUUUGGAGUGUUUAGGGGUGUGGGGGGGGAGAUAAGAGAGGAGGGGGGUUAGUCCUCCAAUUGUUUAGAAGUUUAAAAUUCCUAAAUAAAAAACCCAAUUUGGAGGAACUCAACAAAAUAACUGAAGGAGGGUUUUUCAGAAAUUCCCCAAAUCCUUCCCCCCUCCCCCUUUGAAAACCUCCAAACAAGGGAAGGACUUCUCAUAAGCCUCCAUUUUCCCUUCACUCCCCUCCAAAUUCCAACUCACAAAUAAAGCCUUAGUCGACCCCACUUAGUAAGAAAAGGCUUCGGUGGUUGUUGUUGUUGUUAACUAGAUGCAACUAAUCAUUGCUGAUUUUAGUUGCAUAGUCAUUUCCAACAUCGAUGAAUCUUCAUUCUGAUACUGAUGUGAUGAGUGAGAGAAAUAUUGGAAAGUUUAAAGCAGUUUGGGUGUCAAGGAUCUUGAGUAUUAGAGGUGACAACACCUGCCCAUUAGAUCUGUAAACAGGGGAUGCCCUAAUGCAAGACAAAUAAUUUGCUAAUUUGGCAUUUUCUGUUUUACACGCACAUGCAUGCAUACGAAUUUGCAUUUCCUUGAUAUUAGAUCGAAAGAGUUGAAAUUUGGAAUCAGUUUAUGCAUGUACAGUUUUGUAAUUAGAGCCUCAAACUGACCCUUAUGAAGUUAUGACUGUAAAUAGGGCAUGUGUAAGCUACCGAGAUUCAUAAAGAUGUAGUUCUACUCUAAGUUUGGAUUUUGAAAGUUAUCAUUCCUUAUAAUCAUAUCAUACUGUAACUAAUAAAUGACAUUAUAUAUGGGUGGAUGGCAUUUUGCUUUCCACCUGCAUGUUUUUUUUAAAAUUCCUAAGCUACAUUUCCUUUCUGAAUUGUAGAACUAUUGAAUUGAUUAUUAAUUACAUUAAUGGAAGCUAAUGUAAAUUAUAAGGUUGCUGUAACAGAAUUUUUGUCUCGUUUGGACUAAUUUUAGAAUCUUGCAAGGACCGUGCUCUGUUAUUUUAUAUAUUCUUACCAUGUUUCGCCCUAAUGGCUAU
Lotus japonicus is the source of this 1695-nucleotide messenger RNA. RefSeq lists its product as uncharacterized. NCBI's taxonomy places the organism in Eukaryota, Viridiplantae, Streptophyta, Magnoliopsida, Fabales, Fabaceae. Gene Ontology annotation, cellular component: chloroplast. The record is from RefSeq and is a predicted model, not a curated record. Bases 24 to 500 code for a protein of 158 amino acids. The transcript is spliced from 5 exons.